Messenger RNA from Megalobrama amblycephala (Wuchang bream), 3067 nucleotides. Its product is annotated as nuclear factor 7, ovary-like. The coding region runs from base 305 to 1693 and encodes 462 amino acids. Gene Ontology annotation, molecular function: zinc ion binding; protein binding. The transcript is spliced from 6 exons. Lineage: Eukaryota; Metazoa; Chordata; Actinopteri; Cypriniformes; Xenocyprididae. The record is from RefSeq and is a predicted model, not a curated record.
AGUCCAGAAUAUGCUUGAAAGCACAAAUAAAAUAAAGGUAAAACUACAACCAGUCUGUCUUCAGAAACUCCACCCUCUUACAAAACCUACCAGGAAGUGACGAGUCAUUAUUUCUAGCUUUCAUUUUUGCUGAAAGCUAAAACGUGUCAGUGUUGUGAAGAACAGAGAAAUUAUAUUAGGAUUUUUGUAUAUUUCUGAAUUAACCCAGAUUAGAUUUUGAUUGUAGUGGUUAUUUACUUUUCAAACCAAAGUUCAGAAAGUGAAAGUAAAUUGUAGAUCACUGGAUCUUUUACAAGACGAGGAAAUGGAUUCAAAAUCUGUCGAAGAGCUUUCUUGUCCUGUUUGCUGUGAAAUCUUCAAGGUUCCUGUUCUUCUGUCCUGCAGUCACAGUAUUUGUAAAGAGUGUCUACAACAGUUCUGGAAAACUAAGGAUUCUCAGGAGUGUCCUGUCUGCAGGAGAAGAUCCUCAAGACAAGAACCUCCAAUUAAUUUAGCUUUAAAAAACUUGUGUGAUUCAUUGAUAAAGGAGGGAAAUGAGGAGAUCUGCGGCUUACACAGUGAGAAACUCAAACUCUUCUGUCUGGAGGACAAACAGCCUGUGUGUUUAGUGUGCAGAGACUCAGAGAAACACACCAAUCACACAUUCAGACCCAUCAGUGAAGUGCUUUCAUCUUACAAGGAGGAAUUUAAUACAGCAAUGACAUCCUUACAAACCAAGCUCAAACAUGGAGAACAAAUGAAAGGAGAGUUUGAUGGAAUAAUUGAACACAUCGAGUCUCAAGCUGAGCAAACAGAGUGUCAGAUUAAAGAAGAGUUUGAGAAGCUUCAUCAGUUUCUCAGAGAUGAAGAAGAAGCUACAAUCACUGCACUGAGGGAGGAAGAGGAGCAGAAGAAGCAGAAGAUGAAGGAGAAGCUGGAGGAGAUGAACAGACACAUCUCAUCUCUUUCACACACAAUCAAAGACAUGGAGGAGAUGAUGAAAGCCAAUGACGUCUCGUUUCUAAAGAACUUUACCGUCACAAUGGAAAGAGUCCAGAUCUCACAGCCGGAUCCAGAGAUGAGUUCUGGAGCUUUGAUUCAUGUGUCACAUUACCUGGGUAACCUGUCGUUCAGAGUCUGGAAGAAGAUGAUGGAAACUGUCCAACACACUCCGUUGAGUCUAGAUCCAAACACAGCAUAUCUUCGGCUCACACUCUCUACUGAUCUGACCAGUGUGUCAUUCAGUGAUGAAGAUAAAAACUGUCCUGAUAAUCCAGAGAGGUUUGAUGAUUAUCCAUGUGUCCUGAGUUCUGAGGGCUUUAACUCAGGAACACACUGCUGGGAUGUGGAGGUUGGUGACAAUACAUACUGGAUUCUUGGAAUAACCACAGCAUCAAACCAAAGGAAGGAAAAAGUUUUCUUUGACUCUAAUGUCUGGUGUGUGUGGUACACGGACAGUGAAUACAGAUCACUAUCCCCAGAGCAACCCUGGACUUACUUUACUGUUAAGAAGAAGCUUCAGCGUGUGAGAGUUCAGCUGGACUAUGACGGAGGAACAGUGUCAUUCUCUAAUCCUGUGACCAAAAACUGUCUGUGCACAUUCAGGACAUCCUUCACAGAGACUGUCUUUCCAUUCUUAUAUAAUCGCUGCACAACUUCCCCUCUGAGGAUUUUACCAGUUAAAGUGUUUGUAACAGCAGAAAAUCACAGUUAAAUAUGAGUGAGUGAGGCUGCAGCACCGGAUUCUGCAGUCAGGUGCAGUUGAUCCAGAGAUUAGGCUUGUUUGACUUCAUGCAGCGCUGCGCAGAGAGAUCGACUUGAAGCAGUGCAUACUGGAUAGAAAUUUUAUAUGUAAUUCAGUUGUUCUACUUGUUAAGGCAUAUGGUUCAUUCUGCGCAGCUUCACUAUAGCACAAACUCUGAUGACGACACAGCUGUUCCACGAUUGGCCGGAUUCACCGCAUUCCUGUUUAUUCUCACACCUUCAGUUCCACUAAUGUUCACAAAUCUGUAUUUUUAUAACAGUUAAAGCUCUUUUCAUAUAGUUGUGAUGUUGUAUUUUUUCUUGUUUAUCACAAUAUAACUGAUAAAAUUGUAGACCCCACUUUGGUAUUUAAAUAAUAUAUGAUUAUGUUGAACUUUAUUUUUGUUUAAACAGACAUUGUAAGCAGUACAUAAAGUUUUGAAUGAAAAUGUCUCAGAAACAUCUGUAUUUUUGACAAAUAUUGCAUUUUUUUGUGAUAAAAUAUGCAAAGCAAUGCAGGCGUCAAUAUGGGAAGCAAAAAAGUGUCUGACUUCACGACUUCCCCCCGACAUGCAUUCUGUCUCAAGUCGGACAACAUUUAUAACCAGCAUGCACUGGUUCAAGUCAGCCGCCAAUCGGUCUGUGCAUAUUGCCGAACAAGCAUAUUGUGUUAUUAUUGGGAGAUGAGAGGAUCUGUAUCUCUUACCAUUGGAAAAAAUGCAACAGCUAACUUGGCUCACGUGAGGCACCUCAGCCUAUCAUGUGGCAGUGACAUCAGUGUCCGUCGUUCAAAGUUUUAUGACAGUCAGUUACAGCUCAUGUGAUCAGUUUCUUGUGGAUUAGUGUGUUGAUCUUGUGAAUAAAUGUUUAUAUUUGGUGUUAUAUCACUAGCAAAUGAACAGUAGGAUUGCAUUGUUUGUGGAAUGUGCUUUACUCUGAAAAAAGGCAAGAAUAUCUCUAUUAGCUGCAAAUUACUAGUCACUGCAGUUUACUUUUAUUCAUUAAAAAGCGUUAUUUCAUCAUCAUUAGGCACACAGUAGUCUGAAACGUGUCUAGUAUCUGUCUGAUUUUCAGGCAGAUUUUCAACGUGUUUAAAUGAUAUGGUUAGGAAAUAGCAAAUAUAAAUUCAAUUAGGCCAAUUGAAAAAUUUAGAUGUGACUAAUCACUAGAAAAUGUUGACUUAGAGUGGUCUGAUUGUUUUUUACAGUGUAUAAUAUAUAAUGUAAUAUUGAAGGGGUUGUAUUCUGAAUCCACUACCACUUCAGUAUCUUUUGAGUGCCGCACACAUUUUGGUCUGUCUUGUUCGCUAUGCAAGGGUAAAUAAAGAACUGGUUGAUUUAAUAAA